CGGUGACGUCAUGGGGGGCGCCGUCUACCAGCUCCGCGCGCUCGGGCCCCCAGCUGCAAGUUGGGUCGCGUUUGCUAUCGGGUUAGCGUGCCGGGCGGCCUCGGGCUCCAGGAACCUCCCCACCACAGACCGACGAGAGAGGCUGUGGUAGUCGAGGCUGCGGAAGACGGUGGAGCGAGGUAUAGGGCGAGCGACUCCUGAAGGAGACGUCAUCAGAGCGCACCGGAAGCGGCUUGAGAAUGCAGAGUGUGAUCUACCAUGCGUUUUCUCAGAAAGAGGCAAAGGAGUUGGAUGUUCAGCAUCCGGGAGCCCAGCGGGCCGAGGCCUUCGUGAGGGCCUUCCUGAAGCGCAGCACGCCCCGCAUGAGCCAGCAGGCCCGCGAGGACCAGCUGCAGCGCAAGGCCGUGGUUCUGGAGUACUUCACUCGCCGCAAGCGGAAGGAGAGGAAGAGGAAGUCCAGAGGCCUCUCUGCCAGGCAGAGGAGGGCGCUGCGGCUCUUUGACAUCAAACCAGAGCAGCAGAGGUAUAGUCUUUUUCUCCCUCUCCACGAACUCUGGAAACAGUACAUCCGGGACCUGUGCAAUGGUCUCAAGCCAGACACGCAGCCACAGCUGAUUCAGGCCAAGCUGUUAAAGGCAGAUCUUCACGGCGCCAUUGUUUCAGUCACCAAAUCCAAGUGCCCCUCCUAUGUGGGUGUCACAGGAAUCCUUCUACAGGAGACAAAGCACGUUUUCAAAAUCAUCACCAAAGAAGACCGCCUGAAAGUUAUCCCCAAGCUAAACUGUGUGUUCACUGUGGAAAUCGACGGCUUCAUUUCCUACAUUUAUGGGAGCAAAUUCCAGCUUCGAUCAAGUGAGCGGUCUGCGAAGAAGUUCAAAGCGAAGGGGACGGUUGACCUGUGAGCACCUGCUGCCGAAGGCGCUGGUGUGUGACCCGAACAGCCGCCUUUCAGGGAAGAGACGCUCAGGCCCGUUCUGCUGGUCGAGCACCUCCAGCCAAUUAAAAGCUGCGAGAAGGACCCUUGACUGGGGAGAAACGCGCUGUGCUGAGUGAGGACGUGGGGAGCAGCGGGCAGAUGUCCCCGGCACUGAGCCCGUGUGCCUCCCGUGAGAGGAGGGGCUGGCAGAGAACACCGGCAUUCACACGGGUUGACUUGAACAGUGGGGUGGUUUGGUUUUUAGUUCUUCUUCCUACUUUUCUGUGUUGUCUGAAUGCCCUGUGCUAAAUCAGUUGUUUGUGUCAUAAUAAAAUACACACGGGGGCGUAAACAAUUCCUGUGGCUCAGCCAAGUGGGA
Molecule: messenger RNA, 1295 nt
Organism: Equus quagga
Lineage: Eukaryota; Metazoa; Chordata; Mammalia; Perissodactyla; Equidae
Gene: POP4
Product: POP4 homolog, ribonuclease P/MRP subunit
Exons: 7
Coding region: 240-902 (220 amino acids)
Biological process (GO): rRNA processing; tRNA 5'-leader removal
Cellular component (GO): ribonuclease MRP complex; ribonuclease P complex
Molecular function (GO): ribonuclease P RNA binding
Source: RefSeq, a predicted model, not a curated record